Miscanthus lutarioriparius is the source of this 1245-nucleotide messenger RNA. The record is from the annotation of a GenBank genome assembly. NCBI's taxonomy places the organism in Eukaryota, Viridiplantae, Streptophyta, Magnoliopsida, Poales, Poaceae.
AUGGUUGCCGUGGCGGCGGAGGUCCCGAUCCGCGGUGCGGACGCCGUGCCGGCGGCGGAGAGGGAAGCGGUGAGGGCGGCGGCUGCGGAGGCGGCGGCGAAGGGCGGUGAGGGGGAAUCGAGGAAGGAGGAGGUGAGGGACUAUGAGAGCGACAUGAGGAAGCUGGAGGAGCUGUUUUCGAAGCUGAACCCCUCGGCGGAGGAGUUCGUGCCGCCGUCGCGCCGCCGCGUGGACGGCGGCGCUCAUCGCCUCUCGGCCGACGCGCCCGUGUUCGUGUCGCCGGCGAUCGACUACUACGCGCGCCACCACCAUCUCCCGCCGCCGCCGCUGCAGCAGCAGCAGCCGAUGCACGUGCUUCAGUUUGUGGGUGGCGUCGGCGGGGGUGGCAUGGGUGGCGGCGUGGGGAGGGACUCCAGCAGCGAUGGAUCCGUCAAUGGUCAGCCGAAUCGACGGAGAAGGAAUGGUUUCAUCCAGGGGAGGAGAAGAAUGAUGGGUGGCCGGCCUCGUCGAGUUGACAGGGAGGAUAGUGUGCGGCGAACAGUCUAUGUUUCUGACAUUGAUCAGCAUGUAACUGAACAGAAACUUGCUGAAGUUUUUUCAACCUGUGGACAGGUGGUAGAUUGCCGUAUCUGUGGUGAUCCUAACUCAGUGCUCCGUUUUGCUUUUAUCGAGUUUGCUGAUGAUGUUGGUGCACAAGCAGCACUAGCACUUGGUGGAACCGUGCUUGGCUUUUAUCCUGUCAAGGUUCUGCCAUCAAAGACAGCAAUUUUACCUGUGAACCCUAAAUUUCUUCCUCGAUCUGAGGAUGAGAAAGAAAUGGUAUCCAGGACUGUGUAUUGUACUAACAUUGACAAGAAGAUUGGAGAAGAUGAAGUGAAGCAAUUCUUCGAGGGAACAUGUGGUGAAGUUUCUCGUCUGAGGCUACUUGGUGAUUAUGUGCACUCCACAUGCAUUGCCUUUGUUGAGUUUGUCCAAGCAGAUAGUGCUAUUCUUGCUCUGAACUGCAGUGGCAUUGUUCUUGGAACGCUUCCUGUUAGGCAAGAACAUAUUUUCUGCAUGUGUUUGAAAGUUCUGGCUGUGGGUGAGCCCAUCAAAGACGCCAGUCCGCCCUCGAUCGCCCCGUGUGACGUCAUACUGAAUUCGGCUCAUCUGAAGCCGUCGUCCAGGGCAGCAAAUUUCUGGGUACUAAACCUUAGUCGUGUGGCCUUAGAGACUGUCGUGUUGCGGAUCAGUAAUUGUUGUUGA